Messenger RNA from Heterobasidion irregulare TC 32-1, 669 nucleotides. RefSeq lists its product as uncharacterized. The record is from RefSeq and is a predicted model, not a curated record. The coding region runs from base 1 to 669 and encodes 222 amino acids. Gene Ontology annotation, biological process: mycotoxin biosynthetic process. The transcript is spliced from 2 exons. NCBI's taxonomy places the organism in Eukaryota, Fungi, Basidiomycota, Agaricomycetes, Russulales, Bondarzewiaceae.
AUGAAGUCCGAAUCUGCCUCGCCGCCCUCGCCUGCUCGGCGCGCCCCGUCGCGCACGCUGCUCGUCGGGCUCGGGCUCUCUCUCCUCGUCAACAUCGCGGCCAUCCUCUACCAGAUCCACAUCAUCACGCCAGACAAGCCCUCGUACACGUAUCUCGGCGACGACCAUCCGCGCGAGCUCCCGCUCAAGCUGCGCAGCGUGAACAUGGCAUUCCACAACGACGAGGAGCACUACGCCAUGGCGGGCGACCGCGCGUGGGCGGAGUGGAACGCGCUGCGCCCGCCCAACGGCGGCGACGUCUACCUUGGCGAGAACCCGCUCCCAUUCGGCGUCUCCAUGUGGCACCAGAUUCAAUGCCUGAACCAGAUCCGCCAGAUACUUUUGGACGGGGAGGAUGGGACGCCGUACACCGAGCACUGCUUCCAUUAUCUGCGUCAGUCGCUGAUAUGCCGCGGCGACUUGACACUCGAGGAGGGCGGGUCGAGCAUGGUGAACCCGAACGGGGAGGGCACAGUCGCCCCGACGGUGAACAAGUCGCAUACGUGCAGGGACUGGAGACAGCUAUAUGAUUGGACGGUCGAUCAGCAGAAGCAGUGGACUCCGGAGAUGGUCAAUCUGCAGGAGGAGUUGGUAGAGGGCACGUUCCUCGCCAUGGGUGAGGGUCUGUAG